Messenger RNA from Penicillium psychrosexuale, 1080 nucleotides. RefSeq lists its product as uncharacterized. The transcript is spliced from 2 exons. Bases 1 to 1080 code for a protein of 359 amino acids. Lineage: Eukaryota; Fungi; Ascomycota; Eurotiomycetes; Eurotiales; Aspergillaceae. The record is from RefSeq and is a predicted model, not a curated record. Gene Ontology annotation, cellular component: membrane. Gene Ontology annotation, biological process: amino acid transmembrane transport. Gene Ontology annotation, molecular function: amino acid transmembrane transporter activity.
AUGAACAGUCAUUCUCAACACUCAGAGCAAAAUGAAGAGCAAAAUGAAGAGAUUGCCAGUGAAAAUGAGGCCAUACCUCUCCUCAAACGUACCUUCGCUGGUGAAGACAACCCUAAAACACGGGCAGUCAUUUCCGAGCUCGUUCAAACAAGACGAGGGCUGAAACAACGUCAUAUUCAAAUGAUAGCCCUGGCCGGGACCAUCGGUACUGGCCUCUUCCUAGCGACCGGAAAAUCCUUAGCAAGGGGUGGACCGCUAAGCAUGUUGCUGGCAUAUUGCAUUGUGGGUAUGCUUAUAUGCUGCGUGGUCUUUUCCGUGGCUGAGCUCAGUGCUCUGGCGCCUCUUUCCGGUGGCAUCAUAAGACACGCCGAAUGGUUCGUUGACCCUGCUCUGGCGUUUGCACAAGGCUGGAAUAGUGUUUAUGCAAAUGCUAUCCUGCUGCCGGCUGAAAUGGUGGCUUGCGCUGUCAUCAUCGACUUUUGGUCUGAUAUUAACCAUGCAGUAUGGAUUAGCGCCCUUGGCGCACUGCUGAUCGUUAGUAAUAUGUUGUUGGUCAGUAUUUACGGCGAGUUGGAGUUUGUUUUUGCAAUGUUGAAGAUUGCUCUGAUUGUUGGUGUGAAUAUCAUGAGUGUAUGCAUUACCUCUGGCGCAGGUCCACGGGGUUAUCCCAUGGGGUUUCGAUUUUGGCGAGACCCUGGACCCUUUGUGCAGUUUCUCGGAAUCAGCGGCUCAUGGGGACGGUUCCUUGGGUUUUGGCGUGUCUUGAGUAGUGCAGCUUAUGCAUUUUCCAACGUCGAGAAUAUAUCGGUUGCAGCAGCUGAGACGCAGAAUCCUCGGCAUAACAUCCCCAAGGCCGCCAAACGUGUGUUCUGGAGAAUCCUGAUAUUUUAUCUGAUCACCAUUUUCAUGAUGGGCCUUAUUGUCCCCUCCAAUGAUAAGGGGCUGCUGUCAGAUUCCGGGGAUGCUGGAGCGUCUCCAUUUGCGAUUGCUGCCACUAAUGUCGGGAUCAAAGUGGUACCUUCGAUCAUCAAUGCUGUCGUUGUCACAAGUGCAUGGAGCGCUGGUAAUUCUGGUGAGUAG